This is a messenger RNA of Lathyrus oleraceus (garden pea), 783 nucleotides long. RefSeq lists its product as uncharacterized. The record is from RefSeq and is a predicted model, not a curated record. Lineage: Eukaryota; Viridiplantae; Streptophyta; Magnoliopsida; Fabales; Fabaceae. The transcript has a single exon. The coding region runs from base 1 to 783 and encodes 260 amino acids.
AUGGUUGCUGGAAGGAAUGAUGAUGCGCUUGCGGCGACAUUGACCCUGUUGGCUGGUGCCAUUCUGCAAAUGAAUGAUGGUGAUCGGGAGCGUGAUGCUGAUGAGUUUCAUGCUUUGUGGAAGUUCCAGAGGAACAAUCCGCCAACUUUUGAAGGAGCUCAUGAACUUGAUAAAGCUCAAGAGUGGUUGAAGGCGAUCGAGAAAAUCUUUCGAGUUAUGAACUGUUCAGAUGCGCAGAAGGUGCAGUUUGGCACUCAUAUGCUUGAGAAAGAAGUUGAGGAUUGGUGGUGCAACACUGUUCAGAGAUUUGAUGAGGAUGGCAUUGAAGUGACUUGGGUAUUUUUCCGUGAUGCUUUUCUAGAGAAAUAUUUUCCAGAAGAUGUUUGUGGAAAGAAGGAAAUUGAAUUCCUUGAGUUGAAGCAAGGUAAUGGUACUGUAGCUAAGUAUGCUGCAAAGUUUGAGGAGUUGAUCAAAUUUUGUCCCCAUUACAAUAUUGUUAAUGCUGAGAGAUCCAAGUGUCUUAAGUUUGUGAAUGGCUUGAGACCUGAUAUCAAGAAGGUAAUGGGUUACCAACAGAUUAUGAGAUUUUAUGAGUUGGUUAACAAGAGUAGGAUCUAUGAUGAGGAUAGCCGUGAGAGUGUUGCUCAUUACAAGUCCUUGCAUGAUAAGAAAGGAAAAUUCCGAGGGAGGUCGUAUGAUGGUAAGAAGAAAGUUGGUGAUGGCAAGAAGCCGAGUGGGGGAGGAUCUCACACUCCUGUCAACUACUUCAGAUGUGGUGUUUAG